GACGGGUUUGCAUGGAACAGGGGUGGGGUGGAGCUGCAGAAGGGAUGGAGCAGGUGGUGACAUCCCCCGGCGCACACAGGUCGGCCAUCACCAUCUUCCCCCAGCGGGUGCCGGGCCGGGGCGACUUCCGCAUCUGGAACACGCAGCUGAUCCGCUACGCCGGGUACCGGCAGCAAGACGGCUCCGUGCUGGGUGACCCGGCCAACGUCGACAUCACCGAGCUCUGUGUGCACUACGGCUGGAGCCCGGGCAGCGGGCGCUUCGACGUGCUGCCGCUGCUGCUGCAAGCCCCCGACGAGGCCCCCGAGCUCUUCCCCCUGCCGCCAGAGCUGGUCCUCGAGGUGCCCCUCACACACCCCACGUGAGCGGGGCUGGGCCCUGGGCUGGGGGCUGGGGGUGGCCAGAGCGAUGUGUGGGCAUGGCUGAGGGGGCGGGAUGGAGUGGGAUAGGGAUGGUGAUGGGAUGGGAGUG
This is a messenger RNA of Numida meleagris (helmeted guineafowl), 471 nucleotides long. Its product is annotated as nitric oxide synthase, endothelial-like. Lineage: Eukaryota; Metazoa; Chordata; Aves; Galliformes; Numididae. Gene Ontology annotation, biological process: nitric oxide biosynthetic process. Gene Ontology annotation, molecular function: nitric-oxide synthase activity. The transcript has 2 exons. The record is from RefSeq and is a predicted model, not a curated record. Bases 12 to 365 code for a protein of 117 amino acids.